AUGAUUAGAUUCGGAAAGAAGGGAAAACUAAACCCACGGUACAUUGAACCCAUCAAAAUUCUUGAAAGAAUUGGGCUUGUUGCUUAUCGCCUUCAAUUACCUCAAGAAUUGGAAAAAGUACACAAUGUUUUCCAUGUCUCAAAUUUGAAAAAGUGUCUGGUCGAGGACACUCUUGUCAUCCCUCUCGGCGAAAUCGAGUUAAACACUGAUCUACACUUUAUUGAAGAACCAGUUGAGAUUAUGGACCGUGAAAUCAAGAAAUUAAGACAAAGUCGCAUCCCUAUCGUGAAAGUGCGUUGGAACUCAAAAAGGGGACUAGAGUUCACGUGGGAACAAGAGGAUCAAAUGAAGAAGAAAUGCCCCCAAUUGUUCGACAACGAUACACCUAUCAAUUGA
Lactuca sativa (garden lettuce) is the source of this 396-nucleotide messenger RNA. RefSeq lists its product as uncharacterized. NCBI's taxonomy places the organism in Eukaryota, Viridiplantae, Streptophyta, Magnoliopsida, Asterales, Asteraceae. The record is from RefSeq and is a predicted model, not a curated record.